Anarrhichthys ocellatus (wolf-eel) is the source of this 6087-nucleotide messenger RNA. It is a transcript of the gene fmn1, whose product is annotated as formin 1. The coding region runs from base 772 to 4359 and encodes 1195 amino acids. The transcript has 17 exons. The record is from RefSeq and is a predicted model, not a curated record. Gene Ontology annotation, biological process: actin nucleation; cortical actin cytoskeleton organization. NCBI's taxonomy places the organism in Eukaryota, Metazoa, Chordata, Actinopteri, Perciformes, Anarhichadidae. Gene Ontology annotation, cellular component: cytoplasm; actin filament; cytoskeleton. Gene Ontology annotation, molecular function: actin filament binding; microtubule binding.
UGGCAGUGCUGUUUACCCUCCUUCAGCUCUGGGUGUGGUGCCCCUCCAUCUGUACUGGGUGGCUUUCUUUGCCCAAUGCCUCGCGGAUCUGUCAGGGUGUUGUCACACACAGUGGCUUAAGUCACCAUCUGCUUCCAAUUACAGGAUGACAAUCUGGAGGGUGUCGUCCAAGAUGCUGCUCUGUAAACUACAGAAGCUAUAGAGGAUCCAGAGGGAAAAGGAGCCAGAACUUGGAAGCCAGGACUUGGAUCUGACUUUUAAUUAUGGUUGAGUCACUCUAACCGGCAGAGCCAUGGAGCUGGGGCUUGGAAAGUUUCCCUUUUCCAUUACUGUGUGGAUUUCUCCCCUGCUAUUGGUGGCUCCAAGUGACUAACUUCCAGUUUUAGGUCUGGAAAUUUAGUUCUGCUGUAAGACAUGAAGGAGCUGUUGUAGCGGGGAAAAAUAAAUCUAUUUCUUUUCAUCAAACUGGAGCGGAAACAGGUCGGAUUUUCACAAGUUGUGAUAUACCUUUAUUGACUUUUCUUUCUCAUUAUAUUUUAAUAGUAAAUGGAUGUUGCAUGAUCCUGGAAUCAGCUAUACAAAUGAGUGCAUGCCAUACAGAUGCCUGAACACCAUUUUUCGAAUGUAAGAUAGCACAAUGUUGCACGUCUCAAAUAUGAGCAGUUUAAAUAGGUACCACAAUGUUGACAUUGUGGGAAAAGCUUUUCAAGAACCUCCUGCUCCCUCCACUCUGGAUAAUGUCACCACUUUCUUAUGAGCAACUUAUGAGCGAUGGAGGAGCAAAAAGCCAUUCUGAAGUUUUUCAGGACCCUCUCAGAGGAGGACAAUGACGAUACAAUGCAAAGAGGCACUGGGCUGAGUUUUAAUCUCAAGAAAAAUAGGGAUAUGAGUUUUGAAGAUGCUGUGCACAACAGUAGAGACUCCUUAUCAGGCAUUAUAUUGCCUCAGGUAGGGGAGGAGAUAACUUCUAAAUCCGAGGGAGACAUAAGUAGGAGAGAAGCAGGAAAUGACUCAGAUAUGACGGAAGAUGAGCGGAAUAAUGUCAACCUAACAGAGCAGCAAAGCGUGGCUGUAAACGUGAACUCGCUGUGUGAACCUACCUUGAAGGAGACUCAGCAACCAAAGCCUCAACACAUUUCAAAUGACUGCACGAAUACAGGUUGUGAAUGUGUUGCAGCAGUCAGUGUCACGCAGGAUGAUGCUGAAGAAGCCAAUCAGAGAGGAAUAGAAGGCAACAAAAAUGUUCUCUGCCAGGAAGAUUUUGCCACAAGUGCAUCCAUUUCAGAUGUGGGUUUUGACUCUGAGGAAUAUGUGAAAAGUAGAUCCUCUAAAACCAAACAUGUAGUGAUAUUGGUGACUCGGACAAGACCUGCGGUUGAGGAAGAGGCUGAAGCCAUAGUAGCACCGUCAUUGGAGCAAACCGAUGGCCCUUCCUGCUUCAAAAAUAAUGAUGAGGAGGAGAGAACAGGUGCAGAGGAGGACAGUGAAGAAGAGAAAAGAGAUGCAUUUCCAGAUUUUUCCGCCCAAUCUCACAAUCCUCCCAGCACCAAAGACACUUCAACAAAUAUUCUGAUAACAUCUGCAGCCAAUAACCCUCCACCUGGAUCCAUCUGCACCAGAGCCACCUUCACCCCAGUCUCCCCCACGGACAAGGACAUCCAGAUCCCAGCACUCUUCAGCGGCCUGAGGGUCCUGAGGAAGGGGGUAGUCGGGCCUGGGCACGACACCGUGGCCCAGAUCAAACCUUUCUCUCAAGGAACGAGGAGGGACAUUUUCCCUGAGAAGCAGAGGGAUGCUAAAGUUCAAGGGAACUUCCUGGACCAGAUCUCCCAAUUCCUGACAAAGGAAAAGAGAGGGGAUGAGAAAGAGAAAAGGGAGGAAAUGGAGGCUGAGGGAGAUCAGGAAGAGAAUGAGAAGAACCAGAUUGAAGAAAGUCAAGAGGGUGAGGGGAAAGAACUUGAAACAGGGGAGGGUGCGGGGGUUUCAUUUGAGUCUACGAAACCCUCUGUGUCCAGUGCAGAAGCUGCAUUUGGUGCCUUCAAAGCUUUUUUCACCCCAAAGCCUUUGAAGAAGGACCCAACUGAGAAGGCGGACCUGGAUGCUGUGAGAUGGAAGAUAAGAGCAGAUGAAGAUGCGCUUAGACCGCUUUUCGACAAAACCUCCAACAAGACGCAGGAGAAGAAAGAAUCACCUCAUGGCAAAUCAGAAGCAUCGACCCCAGCAGAGGGAGAGGACAGAACUCCUGGUCGCCUACAAGCCGUCUGGCCGCCACUUAAGGAAGAAAAAGUUGGGCUGAAAUACAGUGAAGCAGAGCACCAGGCUGCUCUCCUGCAGCUGAAGAGAGAAUGCAAAGAGGAGCUGGAGAAUUUACAGGAGGACCUUGGUCAGGAACUCUCCAGACUGAGGGUAGAGAACGAGGACAAUGUCGCCCGUCUGGCUGAGCUGCAGGCCGAACUCUCCCAGGUUGGGACGCGCCGUCGCGGAGAACUCAAAGACGUCGCAGUAUCAACGGAAGACGACGUUGUACACAAAUCCUUCCGCACAGUGUGCAUCCAGACCGACCGAGAGACAUUUGUUAAGACUCACGAGGAUGGAGAAGAUUCAGGGAGAGUCUGCACCAGCCCUCAGCAGCAGAGGGUGACCCCCAAAAAGCUGGACCUGGCUUCCAUCAGCCUCAGUCUGGCAGGUCAGAGGGACGAUACUUCCUCCUCAACACAUGACCCUCCAUCCCGACCUCUUCCUCCACCUGGAGCCACGCUGCCUCCGUCAAAACAACCUCCUGCUCCUUCUCAGGCAACCAAAACAGACAAUCUGCCUCCUCCUCCUCCUCCUCCUCCUCCACCUCCGCCAUGUUUGUCUUCACCCUUAAACCACAUGCAGCUGUCAAAUGGCCCUCCACCUCCACCUCCGCCGCCUCCGCUGCCACCACCACCACCACCACCUCCUCCUCCUCCUCCAUCCAUGCCAGGAUUUGCUCCCCCACCACCUCCUGCUUGGGGUCUCACUGUUGAAAAACCUCCCAGGAAACUGACAGUGGAGCUUUCCCAACCCAUGAAGCCUCUUUACUGGACCAGAAUCCAGAUCCAGGACACCAAGAACAAGACACUGUGGAAUAUUUUAGAGGAACCAAAUAUCAUAAACACCAGCGAAUUUGAGGAUCUCUUUGCCAAAACCACCACCCAGACCAAGAAGAAGCCACUGUCAGAGGCUUAUGAGAAGAAAGCCAAAGACAGGAAGAUCAUUAAGCUGCUGGAUGGAAAGCGCUCUCAGGCCGUGGGCAUCCUCAUAUCGAGCCUUCACCUGGAGAUGAAAGACAUACAACAAGCUGUACUGGCAGUGGACCACUCGGUGGUGGACCUGGAGACUAUUGAGGCACUGUAUGAAAAUAGAGCGCAGCCAGAGGAACUGGAGAGAAUCAAGAAACACUACGAGACGUCAGAAGAGGAGGAAGUUAAACUGCUGGACAAACCCGAACAGUUCCUGUAUGAGCUGUCUCAGAUCCCAGACUUUGUAGGCAGAGCUCACUGCAUCAUCUUCCAGUCGGUCUUCAUCGAUGGGAUCACGUCCAUCCAAACAAAGCUCAACACGGUCUCCUCUGUCUGCAAGGCUCUGCUGGAGAACGACGGUGUAACGGAUGUGAUGGGGCUGGUGUUGGCUCUGGGGAACCACAUGAACGGAGGCAACAGGACCAGAGGUCAGGCUGACGGCUUUGGUCUGGACAUUCUGCCUAAACUGAAGGAUGUGAAGAGCAGAGACAAUCGUAUCAGCCUGGUGGACUAUGUAGUGUCGUACUACCUGCACAAUGUGGAUGAGAACGCCGGCACAGACAAGAGUAUAUUCCCACUUCCUGAACCUCAGGAUGUCUUCCUCGCUGCACAGGUCAAGUUUGAUGACCUCAACACAGACCUGAGACAGCUUGGACGAGAUCUGACAAGAUGUGAGAAAGAUGUACAGAACGUUUGCUCUGAUUCUCCCGAAGAAAACCUGCAGCCGUUUCAGGACAAAAUGGAGGCUUUUGUUCUCAGCGCACGAAAGGAACACUCAGAAGCUUCGUAUCAGUUGAUGACUGUACAAAAAAGUUUUCAGGACUUGCUUCUGUACUUUGGACUGAAGCCCAAGAUGGGAGAGAAUGAGGUGACUCAUCUCUUCAUGCUGUGGUUUGAGUUUUGUGCAGACUUCAAGGCCAGGUGGAAGAGGGAGAACAAGAACAUCUCUAACGAGAGAUUAAAAGAGGCUCAGCUGUCAGUGAAGAGGAUCACAGCAGAGAAGAAGGUGGAGACCAGACAGAUCAACCCCAACAGCCUGAAAGACAGACUGCGUCGUAGAGAAUCAAACGUGUCUUCAACAUGGCAUUCUUAAGAGAGAAGGUGUAUAAAACUGAUAGAUCGGGAUCAUUACAAAAUUGUUGUUUCUUUUACCUGACAAUAUAGAAGUCUCCUUCAUCAUUCACUGGCAGUUUUAUUUCAUAAUUUGCUCUAAUGUGCUGAGAUUUUAAAGAUAACAAAUGUAAUAAAUGUACAAUAUUUAUCAUAAUAAUAAUAUUAUCAGUGCUGUAUUAAUAUUCUUGUUAUGAACAAAUGAUUUGCUUUGAUUUUGACAUCUUAAUAUUCUUAGAAUAUGUUUUUUGAUGAAUAAAAUCACUGAUCAGAAAGUAUGUGAUUUCAUAGCUUUUUUUUUUAUUCACAAGCAACUUUACAAUACAUGAUACACAUAUUAUACACAGUCAAACAAUGAAGUGACGGUUAGCAGUGCAGGUUGAAAAGAAAAAAAGCCUCUAUAUGAUCAGCUUUACAUCCCACACAGUGGAAACAAUACAACCAUCCAAGUCCUUCAUAGACUUGUCUUUGUACUUAUAUUCUGAGAAGAUGCUGCACAUCUAUCUGCCUGCCUUCAACUUAAACACUGUUUUAGGCCAUCAGUUCACUUCUUAACUAAACCUUAAACUUUGGCCAUGUCCUUGCACCUAAAACUAUUUGACACAUCCACUUAAUCUGUUAAAACAAAAAAACGACUUUGUGGAAGCAAUGAUAACUGAUAACUGCAAGAUAUUUGGACAGUGAUGAAUUAUUAAUUGCAGCUCAUACUAUCAUUUUAGAGGGAAAAGAGCACCUGAACCAACCACUCAUGCAUAGUCUAUCAGCAUCUUCUCUCCAAUACAAUGAUAAAAAAUAACUCAGGUAAGUGCAUCGCCUUCCCAGUCACACUUACUUCUAAAGUGUCCUUUAAGAAAAAUACACUUUCCGUUUUUUUAUGUUUGCAAAACUGCACUUGUCUUCCAAUUGAACGCGGAUAUUAUCAACCUGGAUGAGUCGGUUUGCGUCUAAUCCGUAUCUAUUGUUGUGCAGCGACACUGCUUGACGCGCUGGAUCCGUUUCUUCCUCGUGCUGGGUGUCUGACCAGGGCAGAAGAGGGUGUACGUGACGGUGCUGAAGGUUUUGGGUUUGCAGGCAGAGCAGGACUGAAAGGCGUCUCCGUCCUGGUAAUCAUGCCUCGGGAUGUAGAAGGAGUUGCACUGUCCGUAGCAAAACCGGUUGAUGAUGGUGCGGCUCAGGCAGCCCUCCUCCUGGAUGGUCUGCUUUAGCGGCUGCGUCUUGCACCAAUCCAGCCGCAGGUACCGACGCUCCGUGACGUGCAGCGCCUCCUGACUGGAUUCCAGCACUUCGUCGGUAGAGGUUACAGGUCCCAUCCCGCGGGAAAUGAAUCCACUGAUGGCCGGUUGCUGGCAUCUAUCCGAUUCGCUUGGGUUGUAUUUGUUUGGGUGUGGGAACGCGCCCUGAUAUGUGGCAGCAUCUGUGCUUCUUAGCGGGCCGAGCAGCAGCACCAAAACUGCUGCGGAGAUCAGCACUGAUUGUGUCCUCAUCACUGAAGCUGAAGGAGAAAGAGUAUUUUACGUUUUACGCCCAACUUUUACGCGCGCAUUACGCACCAAACAAGUAGCAAAUAAACAAGUAAAUACACGAUAUUUAGGAGUUAAGUUAACAAACAAAAUCAGCAGUUACUGCAUUGAGUUACCUGUUGCUGAUUUAAGAUCCUCACAAGAAGACUUUGUCCAGUCACACUACAGUAUGUGUUUCUUCUGCAGGUCCU